This is a messenger RNA of Epithele typhae, 876 nucleotides long. RefSeq lists its product as uncharacterized. Lineage: Eukaryota; Fungi; Basidiomycota; Agaricomycetes; Polyporales; Epitheliaceae. The record is from RefSeq and is a predicted model, not a curated record. The transcript is spliced from 4 exons. The coding region runs from base 1 to 876 and encodes 291 amino acids.
AUGCAUCUGGUGCCGGCCGGCCCGGUCGCGCUCGACACCGCCUUCCCCAAGCGCGCUCGCGCACCCCCGGGUGCGACACUGUCCCGAGAUGUCCGGACACCGGCGCCUCAGGCGCUGCCACCUGAGCUCGCUGUCUCCGACAUAAACUACUACAUAGGUGCACUACGAGGCGACGCGGAGGGCUCGCGGGGGGAGGUGAAGGGCCAAGACGAGGCGGAGCAGGUGGUGGGCAACGCGGGCAAUGCGAAGGGGGAGGAGGCGCAGAGCAGCGAGGGCGGGCGAUGCGAGCGGAAGGACGACGUGGGUGGGGGAGGUAACGUCGGUGGAGGACAUGACGUGGGCUGGGACGACACUGAGGAGGGCCGCGUGGGCGGAGGAGGUGGGCGGAGGAGGGUGACGCGGAGGGCUCGCGGGAGGAGGCGGAGGCAGAGGAGGUACGCGGACGCGGGCGACAUGGAGGUGGGUGAUGACGCGGAGGUGGCCGACGCGCGUGGAGGAGGUGGGCCGCGGGUGAGGGAGGCGGAGGAGGGUGUGCGGGCGCAGGCACCUGAGGUGUGCAGACGGGCGGCGCGAAGGCGGGCAGAGAACAGCGCGGAGGUGGGCAACGGGGAGGAGGGCAGCGGCGAGGUGGGCCAGGCGGAUGCGGAGAUCGAGGUCAAGGCCGGCGGCAGGCCGGAUGUACGAAGCCGGAGAGGAGAGGUGGGCGUUGGGAAUGCAGGAGGGUGGAGCGGGGGACUCACCAAAACAAGGGCCGCGGUACAUCGCCGCGGCCCCCUAAUUCUAAUCUCCAUGCUGAGAACGUCCGGAUGGACGUCCUCGUGCGGUGCGGAUGCGGCCGGCAAGGUGGGAGAAGGACGGCAUGGAGGUCGAGGUUGA